GUGCUUCCGGGACUGGGGCGAGGCUAGCCGCCCGUAAGGGGGCGCGGCCCGCCUCUCCUGUGUGAUGAUUGGUGACGGGGGAGGCGCAUGCGCAGGGGGAGCCGUGACUGGGCUGUGGUGGCGGCAGCAGCGCUCGAGAUGGCUGAGGUAGAAGAAACACUGAAGCGAAUUCAGAGUCAAAAGGGAGUGCAAGGAAUAAUUGUUGUUAAUUCUGAAGGUAUUCCUAUCAAAAGCACUAUGGACAACUCCACAACGAUUCAGUAUGCGGGCCUAAUGCACAGUUUCAUCAUGAAGGCAAGGAGCACUGUGCGAGACAUUGAUCCCCAGAAUGACCUCACAUUCCUGCGGAUCCGCUCCAAGAAAAACGAAAUAAUGGUUGCACCAGGUAAAAACAGAGAAGAGAAGUGUUGUGGUUGAAUAAGGCCAUAGAGGCUGCCUGUUGGAGCUCUCAUACUAACACAGUUCACAGCCAGCAUGAUCUGGUAUCUUGCCUCGGUAAUUUUUCAAGUGUUGGCCAUUAAGUACAAAAAAGGUCAUCUGGUUUCUCCAAAAUAAUAAAAGGGGUUAUUUUCUAGCCUUGAAAGUGUCUUGUAAUUGCAUGCAGAACUUAAGAAUGUGUGCCAAAUAUCUGCAUAGAAAUUAAUAAUUACUUCUACAGUUUUAGUAAUUAGCAAAAAAGUUGAAAACUUCCUCCAUGUAAAUUAAAUUACAUGAACAUUAUGUGCCUCUUUGCAUAUGUGACCCCCUCCUCUAAAGCUUUUUUUGUUGUUUACUUACUGCCUUAGUAAACCUAUAUGGUGAACUCAUUCCUUCUGGGUAGGAAUUCUUGCUCGGGUACUAGGUAAGCAGCAGUACCCCUGUGUGGGCUUGUCUGAGUGGUGCUGGUUACAAGACAAAAUUCUUCUGUCACUCCUCCCAUGGGGUAUGAGAGGAAGCCCAUCCUUCCUAUUCCAUUCCUUCAGCACUCCAUGAAGACCUCUUGCUUUUUGUUGCUCCUGGGAUAAUAUUAGAGGAAAGUCUAUGUCACGGUGUAUUACCGACGUAUGAAAUUGCCAUUCAGAUAGUGUUUAGCAAGAUGCAGAAAUGGCCUGUGAAUAUACUGUUACUGAUCUUCAUGGCUAUCACAAUGUGCUAGGAAUUGCCUGGGUUCCAUAUGAGCAGAGCUGCUGUCCAAAGGAAUUCAUGGAUAGAGGAAAUCAAACUUACUUGUGUUCUUUAAAGUUGCUGAUGCAUUUUGUGACAGAGAAAAUAUAGUUUUAAACUGUGUAUUAUUAUCCUGCUAUUUUCUUGUUCCUCUUUGACACAACAGGUCAAAAUUUCACGCCAGACAUUCCUGAAUCCUGCAGUGGUGCUAACUAAGCUCCAGGAGAAGCUUUCUUCCCCUCCCCAAAUACAAACAUAACCCUGGCUUGUACUGGAUGUCUUAGUGAUGCAACGCACAUAAUAGCUCAGAUUCAAAAAAGAUGCAUAUUGUUUUUUUCCACUCGAUUUUUUUUUUUCACUUCGUACACGCAUAGCUCAAUACUAGGAACUGCUUCAGGAGGGAGCCGUGCUCUGACAGCCUAGUUCCCUUUCCAGUCUGGUUUGUUCCACGGAAAAGGGAGGGGGCUGCAGUCAGCUGCUGUGUCUUGUAGGUAGUAUAGCUGCCAGCUUGUGCUUUAGCCUUCUCAUGCGUCUGGCCUCAAACUGUACUUGUGGUGGAAGUGCUCUACCAGCAUGAAGAGGAGUUUCUCCCAAAGUGCACCUGAGCAAAGAGAUGGUGGAUGCACAUGAAACAUGCCGUACAAUAAAAGAGAAAAGCUUGACUGCAAUUUCACUAGGGAUGCUGUUACUUGUGCCUGCCAUCAAUCACUCCUGAUUGAUGCAUCUGUUAGCAAAAGUGUGUAACCUGGAUUUAGCCCUGUUCUCUCAAAAUUACAUGCAGUAGUAGGAGCAAGUGAUACUGUCCAAUUCUGCACCUAGGAACAGACUAAGAACUUCUUAAGGAUGAUCUCAGCAGGUCAGGGUGAUGAAGGGAUAUUCCAGGCAAUCAGCUGCAGUGCAGUUUUGAAGUCUCUGGUACAAAUGUUGAAGUGUUGGACACUUGUUGGAUUUCCAGAUCACAAAGCAAGGGGGUGCAUGUAUGGUGACUCAGAUCUCCAAGACUGUCUGUAUCUUCAUGGUGUAUUUGUUUUGUGAACAUUAAUCCUUUUUUUUUUUUUUUUUGAUAGUGUUUAUGACCAGGAAGGCCAUUAACAUUUUUUAGAAGAUAAGUGGAAUUCUGUCUUGCAGAGCAUGACUCCAGACCCUAUAUAUAUAAUUGUAUCUGGUGUAGUUCCUAAUAUUCAGCAGCUUAUAUAGUGCAUAUGAUCUGUUGUAAUUUAUUUUAAUUUACUAUUGCCUCCAUAAAAUGAUCUUCUGCAA
Molecule: messenger RNA, 2403 nt
Organism: Dromaius novaehollandiae (emu)
Lineage: Eukaryota; Metazoa; Chordata; Aves; Casuariiformes; Dromaiidae
Gene: DYNLRB1
Product: dynein light chain roadblock-type 1
Exons: 4
Coding region: 88-417 (109 amino acids)
Biological process (GO): microtubule-based movement
Cellular component (GO): centrosome; cytoplasmic dynein complex; cytoplasm
Molecular function (GO): dynein intermediate chain binding
Source: RefSeq, a predicted model, not a curated record